Messenger RNA from Punctularia strigosozonata HHB-11173 SS5, 366 nucleotides. Its product is annotated as kinase-like protein. Gene Ontology annotation, biological process: protein phosphorylation. The transcript has 3 exons. The annotation marks the transcript as partial. The record is from RefSeq and is a predicted model, not a curated record. Lineage: Eukaryota; Fungi; Basidiomycota; Agaricomycetes; Corticiales; Punctulariaceae. Gene Ontology annotation, molecular function: ATP binding; protein kinase activity.
AUUGUAACCCCGUGGAUGGACAAUGGCAACAUGUCUGGAUUUAUCAAGGCUAGAAUUCUGAAGUUGCAGGAUUCUAUUCGCCUACUGUACGAAGUCGCCCAAGGACUGGCUUAUCUGCACUCUCAAUCUAUUGUCCAUGGAGACCUGCGAUGCAGUAACGUCCUUAUUGAUGCCGCAGAGCACGCCCAACUCGCCGAUUUCGGCCUCUCGCUUAUGAGUGACGGCGCAGAGUUCUCCGUCAGCAGCACUGUGGGGUCUCUGCGUUGGGCAGCACCUGAACUAGUCCAAGUUCAACACAUAACUCGGAAUUUUGCGACAGAUGUGUAUGCCUUCGGGUGCACCUGCCUCGAGGUACAUGCUCCAUGA